Messenger RNA from Drosophila sechellia, 1441 nucleotides. RefSeq names its product 26S proteasome regulatory subunit Rpt3 (gene Rpt3). The record is from RefSeq and is a predicted model, not a curated record. Bases 95 to 1336 code for a protein of 413 amino acids. The transcript has 3 exons. NCBI's taxonomy places the organism in Eukaryota, Metazoa, Arthropoda, Insecta, Diptera, Drosophilidae. Gene Ontology annotation, molecular function: ATP binding; ATP hydrolysis activity.
ACAACCCACCGCUGGCUUGUUUUUGACGAGUCAUUUUCGUCGCCUCGCAGAAAACGCAAACUAAUAAAACGAAACUCACUGCUGAACGAAAAGAAUGCCGUACAACAUGGACGUACUGAUGCCGGAGAAGGACGAGCUCUCCGACUUGAAGCCGAAAGAUGCGCACAGUUCCCUGGACGAACUGGACAUGGAGGAUCUCUACGUGCGCUACAAGAAACUGCAAAAGACACUGGAGUUCAUUGAGGUGCAGGAGGAGUACAUCAAGGACGAGCAACGGAACCUGAAGAAGGAGUAUCUGCACGCCCAGGAGGAGGUGAAGCGCAUCCAGUCGGUGCCGCUGGUGAUUGGCCAGUUCCUGGAGGCCGUCGAUCAGAACACGGGCAUUGUGGGCUCCACCACCGGCUCCAAUUACUAUGUGCGCAUCCUGUCCACCAUCGAUCGCGAGCUGCUGAAGCCCUCCGCCUCGGUGGCCCUGCACAAGCACAGCAACGCGCUGGUGGACGUGCUGCCGCCAGAGGCGGAUAGCUCCAUUUCUAUGCUCCAGCCGGAUGAGAAGCCCGACGUUAGCUAUGCGGACAUUGGUGGCAUGGACAUGCAGAAGCAGGAGAUCCGCGAGGCAGUCGAACUGCCGUUGACCCACUUCGAGCUGUACAAGCAGAUUGGCAUCGAUCCGCCGCGCGGCGUGCUUAUGUACGGUCCGCCCGGUUGCGGCAAGACCAUGUUGGCCAAGGCGGUUGCUCAUCAUACGACGGCGUCGUUCAUACGUGUCGUCGGCUCGGAGUUCGUGCAGAAGUACCUCGGCGAGGGACCGCGCAUGGUGCGCGACGUUUUCAGGCUGGCCAAAGAGAACGCGCCGGCCAUCAUCUUCAUUGACGAGAUCGAUGCGAUUGCCACGAAGCGUUUCGAUGCGCAGACUGGCGCCGAUCGCGAGGUGCAGCGCAUUCUGCUCGAGCUGCUCAACCAGAUGGACGGGUUCGAUCAGACCACGAACGUUAAGGUGAUCAUGGCCACCAACAGGGCGGACACACUCGAUCCGGCAUUGCUGCGACCUGGUCGAUUGGAUCGUAAGAUUGAGUUCCCGCUGCCCGAUCGCCGGCAGAAGCGACUCGUCUUCUCCACCAUCACCUCGAAGAUGAACCUCAGCGAGGACGUCGAUUUGGAGGAGUUUGUGGCCAGGCCGGACAAGAUCUCCGGUGCCGAUAUCAACGCCAUUUGCCAGGAGGCGGGCAUGCACGCGGUGCGUGAGAAUCGCUACAUCGUUUUGGCCAAGGACUUCGAGAAGGGCUACAAGAACAACAUCAAGAAGGACGAGCAGGAGCACGAGUUCUACAAAUAGAUUAUAUUAAGUCACACACACUACACCCGCCCCAUUUUUUCCCCACACACUAAACUCUUCUUUGUACGCAUAGAGUUAUAUCAUUAAUAAAAAACAAUUAUCAAA